This is a messenger RNA of Ziziphus jujuba (common jujube), 1475 nucleotides long. Its product is annotated as peroxidase 51. NCBI's taxonomy places the organism in Eukaryota, Viridiplantae, Streptophyta, Magnoliopsida, Rosales, Rhamnaceae. Gene Ontology annotation, biological process: response to oxidative stress; hydrogen peroxide catabolic process. Gene Ontology annotation, molecular function: heme binding; peroxidase activity. The record is from RefSeq and is a predicted model, not a curated record.
GGCAUAAUAGACAUGACCCUCACUAGUCUCUCUGACCCUUCGUUUAUAUAUGUGUAUAUAUAUAUAUAUAUAUCCCCGAUCGACCUCGAUCUCCUUUGAAACCCAAACACAAUUUGCAAUUUGCACUACUUUUUGUCUUUCUGACCUCUGAGAUGGGCAAGCUGAGUUAUAUUCUACUUGUGUGGUCGCUUUCUCUUUGUUUGUUGUGUCUCUUCCCUAUUCCCUCUUCAGCGCAACUCAAACAAAAUUACUACGCCAAUGUUUGCCCCAAUGUUGAAUCCAUUGUUAGAAAUGUGGUCAAGACCAAAUUCCAACAGACUUUCGUUACUGUUCCUGCAACUCUCCGUCUCUUUUUCCAUGAUUGUUUUGUCCAGGGCUGCGAUGCUUCGGUUAUAAUUGCUUCUGCUGGAGGAAACACUGCAGAGAAGGACCACCCUGACAAUCUAUCAUUAGCCGGAGAUGGUUUCGAUACAGUGAUCAAAGCCAAAGCCGCAGUCGAUGCAGUUCCUGCUUGCAAAAACAAAGUCUCUUGCGCUGAUAUUCUUGCUAUGGCAACCAGAGAUGUCAUUGCACUGUCUGGUGGGCCAUCAUAUGCGGUUGAGUUGGGAAGAUUGGACGGACUGAGUUCAACCUCUGCAAGUGUAAAUGGAAAGCUUCCACAACCUACUUUCAACCUCAACCAGCUCAAUUCCAUCUUUGCAGCCCAUGGCCUCACUCAGACUGACAUGAUUGCUCUCUCAGCGGCGCACACCCUUGGAUUCUCUCAUUGUAGCAAGUUUGCGAACCGGAUUUACGGAAACCCAGUCGACCCCACCAUAAACAAAACUUAUGUGGGUCAGCUCCAAGCGAUGUGCGAAGAUGUUGACCCAAGGAUAGCCAUCAACAUGGACCCGAUCACCCCUAGAAAAUUUGACAACGUCUACUACAAGAAUCUUCAACAAGGUUUGGGUCUAUUCACUUCUGACCAAAUCCUCUUUACGGACCAAAGAUCUAGGCCCACUGUCAAUGCAUGGGCCACCAGUUCUACGGCCUUUGAGAAAGCUUUCGUCACUGCCAUGACCAAGUUGGGCCGGGUCGGAGUCAAAACCGGUAAAAAUGGGAAUAUUCGUAGAGAUUGUGGUGCUUUUAAUUAAUUCAAGACGACGCCGUUGUCUAUCCUCUCUCCCCUCCCAAUCCUCUUUUAAAAUUUGAAGAUGAACCGGAAUGCAACCCGGAUUUCUUGAAGACUUUAGUUGGAAAAUAAAAUUAAAAAAAAAAAAGAAGUUAGAUUUUAUUAAUUAAUGGAGUUUAUAGUUUCGAUAAAGGAAAGUGUUUAUUUACAUGGAUUUGUCAAAAAUGAAUAAAAAUGCAAAGAAGAUGUUAAAAUUAUAUGAAAAGUAAUUUGGGAAUAUCCACAGCUUGGUUUGUUGUGGUCUGAUCUGGGGUUUGAAUCAAUUGUAUUAUUAAAUAAUAAAUGUGAGUUUCUCUUUCUUUCA